AUGUUAUAUUACACUUGCACAAGCGAUUGGUAUGUCUAUGGGUGGUUCACCAGCUGGACCAGCAGGAACUGGCAAAACGGAAACAGUGAAAGACAUGGUAGAUGUUUAGGAAAAUACGUCAUUGUAUCAAAUUGUUCUGACCAGAUGGAUUUUCGUGGUUUAGGCAGAAUAUUCAAAGGUUUAGCACAAUCUGGUUCUUGGGGGUGCUUUGAUGAAUUUAAUCGUAUUGAACUACCUGUGUUAUCAGUAGCCGCUCAACAGAUUGCUAUCAUAUUAACAUGUAAAAAGGAGCGUAAACCUCAGUUUGUGUUUACAGAUGGUGAAAUUAUAACUAUGAAUCCACAAUUUGGAAUAUUCUUGACCAUGAAUCCUGGUUAUGCUGGACGACAGGAAUUGCCUGAAAAUUUGAAAAUCAACUUUAGAACAGUAGCAAUGAUGGUGCCUGAUAGACAAAUCAUUAUACGUGUUAAACUUGCAUCAUGUGGCUUCAUUGAAAAUAUUAUAUCAGCACAAAAGUUUUAUACGUUAUAUAAAUUGUGUGAAGAACAGUUGAGUAAACAGAUUCAUUAUGACUUUGGGCUACGAAAUAUUCUUUCCGUGUUGCGUACGCUAGGUGCAGUAAAACGUGCCAAUCCGAAUGAUACGGAAUUCGAAACAGUAAUGCGUGUAUUGCGUGAUAUGAAUCUCAGUAAAUUAGUCGGACCUGAUGAACCUCUGUUUUUAUCGCUACUUGAUGACCUAUUCCCGGGUAUUUCAUUAGAUAAAGGUGGCUAUCCAGAUCUUGAAAAAGCUAUAAAACAAAAUCUAGCAGAAUCACAUUUAAUUAGCCACCCACCAUGGUUUCUUAAAGUUAUACAAUUGUAUGAAACUCAACGUGUUCGUCAUGGUAUGAUGACAUUAGGACCUUCAGGUACUGGUAAAUCUUGUUGUAUUCAAGCUUUGAUGAAGGCAAUGACUGAGUGCUUUGAACCACAUCGUGAAAUGCGAAUGAAUCCGAAAGCGAUUACAGCUUCACAAAUGUUUGGACGUUUAGAUGUUGCUACAAAUGAUUGGACAGAUGGCAUAUUUUCCACGCUAUGGAGAAGAACAUUGAAAGCCAAGAAGGGUGAACAUAUCUGGCUUAUAUUAGAUGGUCCAGUUGAUGCAUUAUGGAUUGAAAAUUUGAACUCGGUUCUUGAUGACAGUAAACUUUUAACACUGGCUAAUGGUGAUCGUAUUCCAAUGGCACCAUGUUGUAAGAUUAUUUUUGAAGUGGAUAAUGUUGACAAUGCGUCACCAGCAACUGUUUCAAGAAACGGUAUGGUAUACAUUAGUACAACUACAUUACAUUGGUUGCCAAUACUACAAGGAUGGUUAAUGUCACGUGGAAAAAGUGAAGCUGACCAGUUGUUGCAAUUAUUUACGGCAUCGUUUGAAAGUGUGUACCAAUAUGCAACUAGGCAUUUGAACUUUAAGAUGAGUGUUUUAGAAGCAUUUGUGAUUCGUCAAGCUUGCGAUAUCCUGAGUGGAAUAUUACCUAAGCCAGAAGAAAAGGAUUCUCCCUCGAUAACAUUCAAGUAUAUGGAACGUAUAUACAUAUUUGCAUUGAUGUGGAGUAUUGGUGCUUUUCUUGAAGGUGAUGAUCGUGCUAAAUUCGAGGCAUAUUUACGGAAACAUGAAACUGUAAAAUUUGACCUACCAGAAAUCUCUACAGAAUCACACUCCACAAUAUUUGAUUACUUAGUAAAUGAUCUAGGUGAGUGGAUUCAUUGGGAUACAAAAGUUGAUGAAUUUCUAUAUCCAACUGAUCAUACACCAGAAUAUUCCUCGUUACUUGUACCGAAUGUUGACAAUGUGAGGACAGAAUUUCUUAUAGAUUUAAUUUCCAAACAACAAAAAUGUGUACUGUUAAUUGGUGAACAAGGUACAGCUAAAACUGUGAUACUCAAUAAAUAUUUAAGUAGUCAAAAUCCUGAAUUUCAUAUAUUCAAAACCUUGAACUUUUCAAGUGUUACGACACCGUUGUUAUUUCAACGUGCAAUAGAAAGUUUUGUCGAUAAACGGAUGGGAAGCACGUAUGGUCCACCAGCUGGUAGAAAAAUGACAGUUUUCAUCGACGACAUCAGUAUGCCGUUGAUAAAUGAAUGGGGUGAUCAGGUAACAAACGAAAUUGUCCGCCAAUUGAUUGAAAUGAAAGGGUUUUACAAUCUAGAAAAACCAGGGGAUUUUACAUCAAUUGUUGAUGUUCAAUUCUUAGCAGCCAUGAUACAUCCAGGCUCCGGUCGAAACGAUAUACCACAUAGACUAAAACGACAUUUUUGCAUUUUCAAUUGCACCUUGCCAAGUAACACAUCUAUCGACAAAAUAUUUGGUGCAAUAGCUCAAGGACAUUAUUGUCCUGAAAGAGGAUUCACAGAUUCUGCAGUAACCGAAACAGUCAAGCUUCUUGUCCCGUUAACACGGAUUUUAUGGCAAAAAAUUAAAAAUAAAAUGUUGCCAACACCAGCUAAAUUCCAUUAUAUUUUUAAUCUACGUGAUCUUAGUCGCAUAUGGCAAGGAAUGAUUGGUACAAUACCUGAAGUAAUCAACAAUACAGAACGAUUAAUGAUGUUAUGGCGUCAUGAAUGCUCACGCGUAUUAGCAGACAGAUUUGUAUCAGCAGAUGACCACCAGUGGUUUCAUAUGACAACUAAGCGUUUGGUUAAAGAAGAACUUGGGAUGGAAUAUAUGACUGCAAUUGAGGGCGAUCCAUCAUACUUCGUUAAUUUUCUUCGUGAUCCACCUGAACCAACCGGUGAUGAACCUGAAGAUUAUAUCGUUGAAGUACCAAGGAUUUAUGAACCAAUCGAAUCAUUUCAACAAUUAUCUUCACGUUUGGAGAUGUUUUUACAUCAGUAUAAUGAAUCUGUCCGUGGUGCAAGAAUGAAUCUAGUACUUUUUCGGGAUACAUUAACACAAAUUGUGAGAAUAUCUCGAAUUAUAUAUAUGCCUCGGGGUAAUGCUCUGCUGGUUGGUGUCGGUGGGUCUGGGAAACAGUCAUUUACAAAACUUGCAUCUUACAUCGCUGGUUAUCAAACUUUUCAGAUUACAUUGACAAGGUCCUAUAAUACUACAAAUUUAAUGGAAGAUUUGAAAUUCCUAUAUCGUACAGCAGGUCAAAAAGGACGUGGUAUCACAUUUAUCUUUACUGAUCAAGAGAUUAAAGAUGAAGCUUUUCUAGAAUACUUAAAUAAUGUUCUUUCCUCUGGUAUUAUGUCGAACCUCUUUACACGUGAUGAAACGGAUGAAAUUCUACAAGAUUUAAUCCCUUUUAUGAAAAAAGAGCAUCCACGUUUAACACCAACUAAUGAAAAUCUAAAUGAUUAUUUCCUCAGUAGAACGCGAAAGAAUCUCCAUGUUGUUCUGUGUUUCUCCCCAGUUGGCGAGAAGUUUCGUCGUAGAUCAUUAAAAUUCCCUGGAUUAUUAUCGGGAUGUACAACUAACUGGUUUCAUCGUUGGCCAAAAGAAGCUUUAAUCUCUGUAGCUAAUCAUUAUUUGAUUGAUUUCCCGAUUGUCUGUAAACAACAGACAAAAACUGCUUUAAUCAAUACGAUGGGUAUAGUACAUGAUGGGAUAGCUGAAGCGUGCAUAGAAUAUUUCUCAAGAUAUAGACGACAAACUCACGUCACACCAAAAUCUUAUCUAUCAUUUUUAUGCAGUUAUAAAUCAGUAUAUUCGCAACAACAUAACCAUUAUGCGAACUUAGCCCAACGCAUGGAUGGUGGUUUACAAAAACUAGUUGAGGCUCAAGAGAGUGUUGCUCAGUUGAGUAAAGAGUUGGCCGUGAAAGAAAAGGAUCUUGAUAUUGCUAAUAAAGAAGCUGAAGAAGUACUUCGGACAGUCACUGUUCAACAAAAUGCAGCAACUGAAGUAAGAAACAAAGUGCAAGUUGUUAAAGAUAAAGCUCAAGCUAUAGUUGAUGACAUUGAUCGUGAAAAGGUUUUAGCGGAAGCGAAAUUAGAAGCAGCUAAACCAGCCCUACAAGAAGCUGAAGAUGCAUUGAACACUAUAAAACCAGGUGAUAUUGCUACAGUUAGAAGAUUAGGAAAACCACCACACCUAAUUAUGCGUAUCAUGGAUUGUGUAUUGCUUUUGUUUCAACGUCAUCUUGAACCAUAUCAACCUGAUCCAGAACGGACCUGUCCGAAGCCUAAUUGGAGUGAAUCUUUAAAACUGAUGACAAAUACUGGUUUCUUGUCAAUGCUGAUGUCCUUUCCAAAAGAUACUAUUAACGGCGAAACUGUUGAAUUGUUGGAACCAUAUUUAAAUAUGGAAGAUUAUACACUAGAAGUCGGUAAAAAAGUUUGUGGUAACGUCGCUGGUUUGUUAUCAUGGACAAAAGCAAUGGCUUACUUUUAUACAAUCAAUAAAGACGUGUUACCAAUGAAAGAUAACUUAAUAAAACAAGAAGCUAGAUUAGCUAAAGCUAUGCUUGACUUGAACGAUGCUCAAGCAAUACUUGAUGAAAAAGAACUUGAGUUAGCUAAAGUUCAAGCAGUUUAUGAAGAAGCAUUACGUAAGAAAAAUACACUAAUUGAGGAUGCUGAACUGUGUCGACGUAAAAUGACCGCCGCUUCAAAACUUAUCGGGAGUUUAGGAGAUGAACAAACACGCUGGACAGAACAGAGUCAGGCAUUUAAAGAAAAUGUCGAAUGUCUUGUUGGUGAUGUACUUGUUGCAACUGGAUUUCUUUCUUACUGCGGUCCAUUCAAUCAAGAGUUUAGACAAAUGUUAUACCAGUCAUGGCAGAGAAUAUUAAGACAAUAUAAUAUACCAGGAUCUACAAUAGUUAACUUAAUUUCCAUGUUAACUCGACCAACUCAACUUGGCGAAUGGAAAAUUCAAGGUUUACCCAGUGAUGAAUUGUCCGUACAAAACGGUAUCAUUGUUGACCAAGCGAGUCGUUAUCCCUUACUAAUCGAUCCACAAGGGCAAGGAAAAUCAUGGAUAAAAAGUCGUGAGCAAAAGCAUGACUUGAUUAUAACUACGUUGUGGAAUAAGUAUUUCAGACAACACUUAGAAGAUGCUUUGUCAACUGGACGUCCAUUACUGAUUGAAGAUAUUGGCGAAGAUUUAGAUCCAGCAAUGGAUAAUGUACUGGAGAAAAAUUUUAUCAAACAAGGUUCAAUUCAUAAGGUAAAGAUCGCUGACAAAGAAGUUGACGUAUUACCUUGCUUCCGAUUGUAUAUUACAACCAAAUUACCCAAUCCAUCAUUUACACCUGAAAUAUCUGCUAGAACUUCUAUUAUUGAUUUCACAGUCACAAUGAAAGGUCUAGAAGAGCAAUUACUUGGACGUGUUAUACUAAGUGAACGACAUGAACUGGAGGCUCAACGUGUUCAAUUAAUGCUUGAUGUGCAAUCGAAUAAAACGAAAAUUAAAGAACUAGAAGAUAAUUUAUUAUCACGUUUAGCAAGUGUACAAGGUUCACUGGUAGAUGAUGUUGAUUUGAUUGACGUAUUAAGUUCUACUAAAGUAACAGCUAGUGAUGUAUCAAGAAAGUUGGAAAUUGCCUCUGAAACUGAAAUUCAGAUAACUAGUGCCAGAGAAGAAUAUAGACCGAUCGCAACACGAGGUUCAGUAUUAUACUUUUUAAUUGUUGAAAUGAGCUUGAUCAACUGUAUGUAUCAAACAUCUUUACGUCAAUUUUUAGCGCUAUUCGAUCAGUCAUUAUCAAGAUCUGAAAAAUCUCCAAUUACCACGAAACGCAUUACGAAUGUGAUUGACUACAUGACUUACGAUGUAUGGAAAUAUAUUAUUCGUGGUUUGUAUGAAGUCGACAAAUCGACAUUUUCUCUCUUGUUAGCGUUAAAAAUCGAUAUGCAAGCUGGACGUGUUAGGCAUGAAGAAUUUCAGUGCUUUAUCAAAGGUGGUGCAUCUUUGGAUUUAAACACUGUUAAACCGAAACCGUUUAAAUGGAUUGCAGAUAUGACUUGGUUGAAUUUAGUGGCUUUAUCAAGUUUAAAUCAAUUUGCUAGCAUUCUAGAUCAAGUUGUUAGUAAUGAACGUGGUUGGCGUCAGUGGACUGACAAAACUUCGCCUGAAUGGUGUCUACAUGAGUCAACACCGCUUUGGCCAAUAGUUGGAUUACUUAGUACUGGUUCGGACCCCACUACGCAAAUAGAAUUAUUAGCCAAGAAAUACAGGGUUGAUUGUAAAAUAAUUUCUAUGGGCCAAGGUCAGGAAAUUCAUGCUAAACGUCUGGUCAGUAAUUUAUUAACAACAGGAGGAUGGAUACUACUCCAAAAUUGUCAUCUAUCAUUGGCAUAUGUUGCCGAAUUGUUAAGUCAAAUAACUGAAAUUGAACAUAUUCAUCCGGAAUUUCGUUUAUGGGUCACAACUGAAGUACACACUCAAUUUCCAAUUUCAUUUUUGCAAACCUCUAUUAAGUUUACAAAUGAACCACCUCAGGGUAUUAGAGCUGGUAUAAAACGAACAUAUGCAACGUUUACGCAAGACUAUUUAGAUAUUAAUAAUCGACCUCAAUGGAAACCAAUGAUCUACGCAAUAUCCUUCUUACAUACAACAGUACAAGAGAGACGGAAAUUUGGUUCGCUAGGUUGGAAUAUCGCCUAUGAAUUUAAUACAUCUGAUCUAAAUGCAAGUCUACAAUUUGUACAGAAUCACUUGGACGAUAUGGAUCCAAAACUGGGAAUUGAUUGGAAAUGUGUCACAUACAUGCUUGGAGAAAUUCAGUAUGGCGGUCGAGUAACUGAUGAUUUCGAUAAUCGGCUUUUGAACACCUAUUGCAAAUUGUGGUUCAAUGAAAACUUAUUUAAUUCAGAAUUUGAAUUUGCACCAGGUUAUAAAAUUCCACAUGUGCAGAAAUUAAGUGAAUUUAUUAAUGCUAUUAACGAAAUCCCAUUAUAUGAUUCACCUCAAGCAUUUGGAUUACACGAAAAUGUUAACAUAACAUAUCAGAGUAAAAAGGCUAAAGUUAUUUUGGAUUGUAUAUUAAAUGUCCAACCAAAAGAUGCAAACACUGGCGCAUCAGAAACACGUGAAGAUGUAGUACGUCGUAUGGCUAUGGAUAUGCUUGACAAAUUACCACCUAAUUAUAUACAAUUUGAAGUGAAUGAACGUUUGAAUCAAAUGGGUGCACUACAACCAAUGAAUAUUUUUCUACGUCAAGAAUUAAAUAGAAUACAAAAGUUACUUACAAUAAUGCGUGAAAAUCUUGUUGACUUAAAACUGGCUAUUGAUGGUACGAUUGUAAUGAGUGAACAGCUAAGACAAGCACUAGAUUGUAUGUAUGAUGCGAGAAUACCCAAUCAAUGGAAAAAGCUAUCAUGGGAAUCAUCUACAUUAGGAUUUUGGUUUACCGAAUUAAUUGAAAGGAAUCAUCAGUUUUAUGAAUGGUUGUACAAUGGACGCCCGGUAUGUUUUUGGAUGACAGGUUUUUUCAAUCCACAAGGAUUUCUUACAGCAAUCAGACAAGAGGUAACACGUAGCCAUAAAGGUUGGGCAUUGGAUACAGUUACAUUAUGGAAUGACGUAACUAGAUUUAUGAAAGAUGAUAUUCAACGUCCACCGACUGAAGGUGCAUAUAUUCAUGGAUUAUUUUUAGAAGGUGCUGAAUUUGACCAAAAGAAUUUGCGUCUAACUGAAUCGAAACCAAAAAUAUUAUAUCAACCAAUGCCGGUUAUUCAUAUACAGGCUGUGGAUAUAUCUAAGGACAAAGAGAUAUCCAAAGAAAUGCUGAAAAACUUCUAUGUAUGUCCAGUGUAUAAAAAACCAUGUAGAACAAACCUAACCUAUGUUACUUCACUUUAUUUACGUUGUCCGCCUAACAAAUCAGUUGAUCAUUGGGUAUUAAGAGGUGUAGCCUUGUUGUGCGAUAUAAGAUGA
This is a messenger RNA of Schistosoma mattheei, 7866 nucleotides long. The record is from the annotation of a GenBank genome assembly. Lineage: Eukaryota; Metazoa; Platyhelminthes; Trematoda; Strigeidida; Schistosomatidae.